This is a messenger RNA of Sebastes umbrosus (honeycomb rockfish), 2490 nucleotides long. Its product is annotated as ras-related C3 botulinum toxin substrate 1-like. Gene Ontology annotation, molecular function: GTP binding; GTPase activity; protein kinase binding. The transcript has 6 exons. The record is from RefSeq and is a predicted model, not a curated record. Gene Ontology annotation, cellular component: cytoskeleton; cell cortex; cytoplasmic vesicle. The coding region runs from base 314 to 892 and encodes 192 amino acids. Gene Ontology annotation, biological process: small GTPase-mediated signal transduction; actin filament organization; regulation of actin cytoskeleton organization. Lineage: Eukaryota; Metazoa; Chordata; Actinopteri; Perciformes; Sebastidae.
GCUUGAUGUUUUUUCUAUCAGGGUGGUGGCCGCUGUUGUGCUUCAUAGCUUCCAGAUCAAAAGCAUGGGAAUGUUGAGAGGGAAUUUCUGACGGAAAACUUGCGUAAAAGUUGCUCGAUAAGUUACUGUAACUUUCCAACAACAAGCUUCUUCCAUAUUUCAGGAGUUCCUCUGUUAACACCACUGUUAGUGAAGCUCUGCUGGGACGUUUCAACCAGCGAACAAUCCGGACAAAGAAACAGACUAGUGAGCUAACGUUAGCUGUUAGCUGUUAGCUCCCAGGCUAACCUAGCAUUCCUCUAGCUGCGGCGCAAUGCAGGCCAUAAAGUGUGUCGUUGUCGGAGACGGAGCUGUGGGUAAGACCUGCCUGCUCAUCAGCUACACCACCAAUGCCUUUCCUGGAGAGUACAUCCCCACAGUGUUCGACAACUACUCCGCCAAUGUUAUGGUGGACGGGAAGCCGGUGAACCUGGGCCUUUGGGAUACAGCAGGACAAGAAGAUUAUGACAGACUCCGCCCACUUUCCUACCCACAGACGGAUGUGUUUCUCAUCUGCUUUUCGCUAGUGAGUCCUGCCUCCUUUGAAAACGUCCGUGCCAAGUGGUACCCUGAGGUGAGACACCAUUGUCCCAACACUCCCAUCAUCCUGGUUGGCACUAAGCUGGAUCUGAGAGAUGACAAGGACACCACGGAGAAGCUGAAGGAGAAGAAACUUAAUCCAAUUACAUAUCCCCAAGGACUGGCGAUGGCCAAAGAGAUCGGUUCCGUCAAGUACCUAGAGUGCUCAGCCCUGACUCAACGUGGCCUUAAAACUGUGUUCGACGAGGCCAUCCGGGCCGUCCUAUGCCCUCCACCCGUCAAGAAGAAGGCCAGGAAGUGCCGUCUCCUCUAAGACUUCCUUCACUGGAACGGUUACCGGGGAACAUGGCCGCUAGUGGUGAGGGGUGGCUAAAGACACAGGAGAAACACACCAGUAUACACACAAAAACAAUGUACUUCAGAUUCUUUCCUUCCAUAAGUGUAGCUACAGCAGUUCUACCAACGGUUUCCAUGAAAUAUUUGACAUACGGUCAGAUUUAGGAGAAGGGGUUGGAAGCUUAUAGACCCUAGCUCUUUCCCAACAACGCUAACAACGCAUACUGUAUAGACAAGACUAUGAAAUUCUUGAGGCCUUCUAAAAUGGAUUGGAUGUUUUGUAAAAAUGGACCGUGGAAUGUUUUCAAUUUGUUCUUCCACUGGUUGUCCGCCUUUUUUUGUUUUGUUUACAGUCUUGGUUGUUUGUUUUGAGUGGAAGGAAUAUUGCCAAAUGCAUCCCUGCAGACGUGCUGUAUUUUAACAGAAAAGAAAACCUUCGUUCUAUCAUCUCAAACCUUUUUAAACCUUCAGAAUACAGCUGACCGUUUGCUGUCGUGUGCUGCUGUUUGUUCGGCUCCAUAAUCAAUGGCCUUUUAUUCAUUUCCACUUAUCGAGGGCGGUCACGUGUCAUCGCGGCCGUCAACAAGGAACUUGAAGUAAAUCAUCUGUGAAGUUCUUUUUUGCUUCAAAUUACUGUUUGUGCACAAAUCAAUCUCUUUCCAGUUAGUCGGUUUUCAGUCCUAGCACAUGAUUCAUGUUAAUUCAUUCUCGUGGAUUGAAUGACGCCUGAGACGUACUGAAAAUCCACACUGGGAACAGAGCCUCUGACACCAACUGUGCUAUUAAAACCCCGACAAAUCGAAAUGAUCCAGUAUUUUAUGUGUUUGGCUCCAAUCGGACCAGUCAAGUUCAUGGUAUUUUAUUUUUCUUUCCUCUUUCACAAUAUUUCCCUAGAAGUGUCUCUGAACUGUGUAGCUGCCCAGGAGUACAACGCUGAAAACUUUAUUAGAAUAUCGGAUUAGAACUGUUUAGGUGUUUUGGUGGCGGGGAACAAGAGCACCUUCAAUGCUCUGUGGGCAUUUAUCAGAAACCUUUUGUGCAGCACAUUUGAUUCUUAAUAUCAUCACUACUGGCUAAGCAAUGUCACUAAGAAGAGCAUUCAUGCCUGCUAAUAACAGUAACAAAGCUACUGUUGGUUAUGGUGUAGUAAACCGUGUACUCAUCUUUUUGUUAUAAUCAUGUGAUUUGACUGUUUUGUAUCUUUCUUCACAGAAGUUACACUUCACUCACUGUAUUGUUAAACUAACACUAUGAAUAUCCUUUUGUUUAUUACCUCUCCAGUUAACGCUACCUUAAUCUCCCUACAAGCCUAGCUUUUUGUAAUUAAUGCUGACAGCAUGUAUGUGCAACAUAUACUGAAAACUAAGAUUAGUAUCGCAACAGUUAUAUUUUUUGCCUAUUUUACAAAAUGUAUUUGAACUACUAGAUCAGGGGUUAAGUACAUGUUGCUCAUCUGUAUUGUAUUCAGACAUCAAGCUGUGCUUUAAUUCAAGCCAAUGUUGUGACUCUUUACUUUUAUGGAUAAAAGCUAUUGUCACUUUUUUGAAGAAGCCAAUAAAUUCAAGUUAAAACCGA